Molecule: messenger RNA, 1206 nt
Organism: Trichosporon asahii var. asahii CBS 2479
Lineage: Eukaryota; Fungi; Basidiomycota; Tremellomycetes; Trichosporonales; Trichosporonaceae
Exons: 2
Coding region: 1-1206 (401 amino acids)
Source: RefSeq, a predicted model, not a curated record
AUGAAGUCGCUCUUCUCGCGCUUCAAGCCCGCUGCGCCUGGCACGGGCCCACCACCGGGCAAAUCACGACCUCGCCCCAGUUUCGACGAGAAAAAGCCUGUCCCAGAUGACGACGACAGCACUGUCCGCGUCAAGCGCAAACCGUCCCUGCGGCCCCGUUCGGGCUUGGCCAGCGUCACUGGCGUCACCAAGGCCGCACUGCGAUCCCCGACGCCGAGCUCGACAGCGAGCGCACAGAGCAACACCAAGCACUCAGGUGGAGGCAGCAGCACGGCGGCGCGGGCGGCAACGCGGCACGCGCGUUCCGCAAGUGUCGCGAGCAGAGCCUCAUCGCAUGCACACUCGGACACGAAACCCGCCCCCGCCGUGCCUUCCAAGGACGAGCCGCAGCACCACUCGCAUUCUCUCCCUUCCAUUCCCGACAUUCCGCUCGCGUCUGAUGGGAUGGGGGAAUGGGGCGCCGUUGCGACUGUCGGCGGCGCGGCGGACCGCGCGAGUGCACGCUCGCCGCGGCAUCGCGUGAGCUUUGACAACGUCAAGAAGGUCGCGUUUCAGAGCCCGUCGCGAGGGACAGACACGCCCCCGCCGACAGCAAGCGAAACAGACUUGCGACGCGCGACGCUCCCUGCACGAGUGCCUUCACGUCGGCAAUCUGGGUCUCCCACUCGCCAUCUCCUCAACAGAACUGCUUCCACCAACUCGCGCCCAGAGUCACCCAGCAAGCAGCUCUCCCGCUCCAGCUCCACCACGAGCCACCAGGUCCGCAAGUCUGCACUGUCCAACGUCGACGAGAGCCCGACGAAAUCAACAAAGAGCAGCCUCCUCGCCGACAACUCGGAAGACAACGACGCUAUGUCUGAGAAGAGCUACCUCCCCCAGCCCGAGAGCUGGAGCGCCAUCAUGGACGAAGAGCUCAUUGCCAACCUCGGCCCCCGAGAGCGCGCACGCCAAGAGGUUCUUUGGGAGAUUAUCAACAGUGAAGAGAAACCUUUUGUUGCUGAACGAGACAUUUUGCAAGACACUUCUUCCUCCCCGCGACGACCCCAGCCUGGCACUUCCCGACCCACUAGCGCUGACGCGCACAUUAUCACCCUCGACAUCAUCCGGCUCGCACGAACACCUCCAGACCUCCUCCUCUCCCCUGCAACCUUCCCCGGCCAGCGGAUCCCAACCCUACCUCCCGAUUGCGGCUCAGUUCUCGUCUAA